Sphaeramia orbicularis (orbiculate cardinalfish) is the source of this 2984-nucleotide messenger RNA. RefSeq names its product transcription factor 4-like. Gene Ontology annotation, cellular component: chromatin; transcription regulator complex. The record is from RefSeq and is a predicted model, not a curated record. Lineage: Eukaryota; Metazoa; Chordata; Actinopteri; Kurtiformes; Apogonidae. Gene Ontology annotation, biological process: regulation of transcription by RNA polymerase II. Gene Ontology annotation, molecular function: RNA polymerase II cis-regulatory region sequence-specific DNA binding; protein dimerization activity; DNA-binding transcription factor activity, RNA polymerase II-specific.
AUGGCGACGGCUGUUUACGCCCCGUCCGCCAGCACCGCUGACUACAACAGGGACUCGCCGGGGUACCCGUCCUCCAAACCCCCCAGCGGGAUCCCCAGCUCCUUCUUCAUGCCAGAUGGUCACCAUAGCGCCGACCCCUGGAGUAGCAGUAGUAGCAGUAUGAGCCAGCAGGGUUACCACGGCAGCAUGCUGGGGGCGGGGAACUCGGCCCACGGCCCCGCCCAGAGCUCCUCCUACUGCGGGAUCCACCCCCACGACAGAUUGAGCUACCCGUCACACUCGUCAGCUGACAUCAGCUCCAGCCUACCGCCCAUGUCCAGCUUCCACAGAGGGGGAGGGGCCGGGGGUGGGGGCGGGGCCAGUCACUACAGCACCGCCUCCUGCACCGCCCCCACCAACGGCACAGACAGCAUCAUGGCCAAUCGGGCGCAGGGUGGGGCGGCGGCCAGCAGUUCUCAGACCGGUGACGCUUUGGGAAAAGCCCUGGCCUCGAUUUACUCUCCAGAUCACACCAACAACAGCUUCUCGUCCAAUCCCUCCACUCCGGUCGGAUCCCCGCCCUCACUCACAGCUCCUAGUUCAGCUGUCUGGUCCAGGAACGGUGGUCAGGGAGCGUCAUCACCGAACUACGAGGCUCCGCUGCAUUCACUGCAGAGUCGUAUCGAAGACCGCCUGGAGCGUCUGGACGACGCCAUCCAUGUACUGCGGAGUCACGCCGUGGGGCCGUCGACGGCGAUGAGCGGCGGACACGGCGACAUGCACAACCUCAUCGGAGCGGCGCACACGCACAACGGCGCCAUGGGAGCGCUGGGCGGCGGCUACGGGACGGGACUGCUAUCGGCCAAUAGACACUCACUCAUGGUGGGCUCCCACAGAGAGGACAGCGGCGGUGUGGGCGGGCUUCGCAGUGGACACUCGAUGGCGGGUCAGGUGUCGGUUCCUCAGCUCCCGGUCCAGUCGGCCACAUCACCGGACCUGAACCAGUCCGACCCCUACCGCGCUCUGUCCGGGGGUCUCCAGGGUCAGAGCACCUCCUCCGUCAGCUCCGACAUCAAAUCUGAGGACGAAGGAGACGAGAACCUCCUGCAGGAGUCGAAGCCUCUGGAACCGAAGAGCGAAGACGUGGACGGGAAGGAGCUGAAAGCAUUAGAGAGGUCAAGAUCUAGCAACAACGACGACGAGGACCUGUCACCAGAGCAGAAGAUGGAGCGUGAGCGCGAGCGGAGGAUGGCCAACAACGCCCGCGAGCGUCUGCGCGUGCGCGACAUCAACGAGGCGUUCAAGGAACUGGGCAGGAUGGUCCAGCUGCACCUGAAGAGCGACAAACCCCAGACCAAGUUACUGAUCCUGCACCAGGCCGUGGCCGUCAUCCUGAGCCUGGAGCAGCAGGUCCGAGAACGGAACCUGAACCCGAAGGCGGCCUGUCUGAAGCGGCGUGAGGAGGAGAAGGUGACGGUGACGUCGGACGGGACUCCGCUGUCGUUGGCCGCCGCCCACCACGCCGCCGCCGCCGCCAUGGGCGACGGCUCCACCCCCAUGGGACAAAUGUCGAAGGUGCCGGAGUUCAUCAAGAUGAUGAGCGACCACUUCCUCUGACGACCUUCCCUCCGAAAACCCGACACACGAUCAACCCCCGUCGUCGCUUCAGCCCGACCAAUCAGAUCCUCCGGAACUUCAGCCUGACCAAUCAGAUCAGCCUCUCUCUCUCUCGUCCGUCGUGUCCGAUCCUCCUCUUCGCCUUCGUCUCCUCCUUCUGUCGAGAAACACGAACUGCAGAGUCGCGUCGGCCGCUUCGUUUCCAGCCGAAGCGAAACGGGACGCGGACGUUUCAUCGGCCGAUCGGCGGCGCUUUGUGGGAGUUUGACGUGAAGUCUUUGAACUCGCAUCAUCAGAGAAGUUCCACGUGUUUUAUGAACAUUCCCCGUUUUAACGAACAAAAAGGGUUCUAUAUAUAAAUAUAUAUAGUAUAUAUAUAUCUAUAUAUAUAUAUAUGAGAAAAGGAAAAAAAAGACAAAAACUUUGUUUAACUUGUGCGACAGGACGCAGACGGGGUCGGGGGGGUUGGUAAGAAAAGAACAAAACAUAUCACAAAGUGUUUAAAGAGAUUUCUUUGUUUUUUUUGUAAAAAAAGCAACACGGUCAAACGCAGCCUCGGCGCCGUCGCCGACUGAAUGGCGAUCUGACGCCACACUGUGGACGAAGCUGUGCCUGAUCUCCUAUUGGAUGCAAACGAGUCGGAUAGACGCACACGGAGAAACGACCACGCAACGCAAACAACAACCGAACAGGAAGUACCCACCAGUCCAGAGCCCACGGACCCCCUGAAACAGACACAGUAGACACAUGAACCAUGAAGAUGAAGAUGAUGAAGAUGAGUCCUGACCGACGCUCCGACGACCAAACCCACAGAGGGAACUUUUACUCCAACAAAUGCUCGUUGACUAUCACAGAUUCGGAGUCGUUGGGACGUGUCCACCCCUUCUCACGAAUUCCCACCAAAUCUGCACAUUUGACCAGAAUCCAAAACUGGACACUGCGUUUUUUAGUCAAGUCUUUGAAGCGACCGAAAAACUGCAGCCGAAACACCCGACCAACUGACCAAUCAUCCGAUGAAUGAAUUAAUCAGAGCCACAUGGAAUUAUCGAGAAAAAGGGUGAAAGACGGAAGGACUCCUGCAGUAACGAAGUGUACUUUUAUACUUUUAGACGCAUCAUGAAAGAGAGUUUUCAGUCGCUUUGGUUGGAAAAAAAAAAUCACAAACAGACAGAAGACGCAGUUUGGAGGUGACGUCCUGAAUCCGAUCAGAGUAUUAGACGGUCCACGGACCACACGCUCUAACUCGAACUCUAUUCCACAUUUAGCACAUUCCCUAAAUCGUGAUCGCUACUUGAACCGAGGGCUCCGGUCGGUCCGGAUCACGAAAAGAUCUACAGGUUGAAGCACGAUUUAAGCCGGACCAACGUCCUGAAGAGUUAGAGACCGAC